AUGAUAUAUUCAAAAUUUGACUUUUUGGACAGACCUUGGUGGAAACCCUCUUUUGAUGAAAGCAAUGCUAAUUAUUUAGUCUUGAAUGCUAAGCGCUUCCAACAUGUCAUAUCAUUAACAGUUAACGAAACUGACGCGCUCUUUUGGAAGGGAUAUAUUGACCUUCAUCGUGAACAUUAUCUGCUCGAAUGUAUUUCUGCAGAAAGCGACGUUGACAUCACUAUCGACUUUAUACAACAGGCUCUUAAAAAACCUGGUACUCUUGGAGUGUUUUUGAGCUGGCUUUGCGGAAAAAUCUUUGCAUCUUGUCUCACACCCGGAAAAUCUUUACGUAUGACUAAAAAAGUGAAAAAUGUUCAUGACACCAUUAUUGGAGUUUUCCCAUCAAUCUUCUUUCCUGAUCUUCCACUAGAUCAGUUUACACUUUCAUUUGCACAACAGUUGCAUCGACAAAUUGGAAAUGAGUUGAUUAGUAAUGCGGGUCAGUAUAGAACGCGACUUGUUAUGGCAGCACAAGAAAACUAUGUAUAUAUGGCACCGGAUUUGAUAGAGGGUAAAAUGAAUGAGUUAUUCUGUCAAUGUAGAGAGAAAUUUGAAAGGACAGACUUGCAGUUGGAGGAAGCUAUCAAGAGCUAA
This is a messenger RNA of Acaulospora colombiana, 636 nucleotides long. The record is from the annotation of a GenBank genome assembly. Lineage: Eukaryota; Fungi; Glomeromycota; Glomeromycetes; Diversisporales; Acaulosporaceae.